Molecule: messenger RNA, 2666 nt
Organism: Daphnia pulicaria
Lineage: Eukaryota; Metazoa; Arthropoda; Branchiopoda; Diplostraca; Daphniidae
Gene: Btk29A
Product: tyrosine-protein kinase Btk29A-like
Exons: 15
Coding region: 127-2268 (713 amino acids)
Biological process (GO): peptidyl-tyrosine autophosphorylation
Molecular function (GO): protein binding; ATP binding; non-membrane spanning protein tyrosine kinase activity
Source: RefSeq, a predicted model, not a curated record
UUGGAGAGCUUUUUCUUCGUCCUGCUUUCAUUCUCCUCUUCGUACCAGGGAGAAAGACAAUGAACGAAGUUAUAACAGCUUUAUCAAGUGGGGACUACUUUUUUGAUUAGUGAUCGUUUUGUAAGUAUGUUUAAAAGCUCUGCCAAACCUCUUGCAGGUGAGGUAAAAAAGCAAGGCAAUUUAGUGAAACGAUCACAGAACAAGAAGAGGUUUAGUUUGAUCAACUACAAGAGUCGAUGGUUCGUCCUUACCACAAAGUUCCUCGCCUACUACGAGGGCGAAUGCGAGAAUCGCAAAGGAAAAGAAAAGGGACGUGUCGACCUCCAAACAGUGAAAGUUGUGGAAGCUGUUGAUCCAGCACCUGACACACCUGCCAUCGGUCCAUUGGCAAACCUUACAGGUUCUAUUCCGAGUGAUUUGAAGGGAUCUCCUGCUUUUCAGAUAGUGUACAAUCCUUAUGAGUGUAAUGAAGGUUGUAGUGCAACAGACUUGACUCUUUGCAUUUUCACUCCCACUCAGCAAGAAAGAGAUAUCUGGCUUUGGAAUAUCCGAGCUGUGGUCAAAGACAGUGCUCCUCUUGUGAAUGUGUAUCACCCUGCCCUGUGGGGGAAUAGAAGUUAUCUUUGCUGUGGAUCAACCCAAAGGUCCACGUCUAAGGCAAUAAACGGUUGCCGUUCUGUAACUUGGGCUCCCAAUACACUUCAACACAUGGGCAUCAAUUUCAGUAACAUCAUCCACCAUCCGUCUCCCUCACCAAGUCCUGUCGCUAAACCUGCGAAUGGGGCUGAAGUCGAGGCGGCCAUGGUCAAACCAACGGCGAUUAAACCCACGACGGAAAUUCAUCCGGCAAUCGUCGGGGAUGUUGUUCCUGCAUCCCCUUCCACCUCUCACAACGCCGUUGUUGCGUUAGGUUCUUCCAUCCCGACUGAACCCGCUGUCGUGCCUAAGAAGGUUGUGGCCCUCUACCCAUUCCAGGCUAUUGAAAGCGGGGACAUAUCCUUAGAAAAGGGUGAAGAAUACGAAGUGGUCGACGAUUCCCAGGAACACUGGUGGAAAGUCCGCGACAAGUUUGGGGGAAUUGGUUACAUUCCAUCGAAUUAUGUAAAGGAGAAAGAGCUAAUUGGCUUACAGAAAUAUGAUUGGUAUGUGGGAGACAUGUCUCGCCAACGGGCAGAGAACUUGCUCAAACACGAAGAUCGCGAGGGCUGUUUCGUCAUCCGUAAUUCUUCCACAAAGGGAAUGUACACCCUCUCUUUGUUCACCAAAAUACCCACCCCACAAGUCAAGCAUUAUCACAUCAAACAGAACAGUAAGCUAGAGUUUUUCUUAUCAGAAAAACACUGUUGCCCGACUAUCGCCGAGCUGGUCAACUAUCACCGUCAUAACAGCGGUGGUUUGGCGUGCCGAUUGAAAAUGCCGCCAGUCGGUGAUAGAUCCAUUCCAGCUACAGCAGGAUUGAGUCACGACAAAUGGGAGAUUGACCCAUCUGAGCUAACCUUGUUAGAGGAGCUGGGCUCGGGCCAGUUUGGCGUUGUGAGACGAGGCAAAUGGCGCGCCAAAAUUGAAGUUGCCAUCAAAAUGAUGAAAGAAGGAACCAUGAGUGAAGACGAUUUUAUAGAUGAAGCUAAAGUCAUGACGAAGUUGCAGCAUCAGAAUUUGGUGCAACUCUACGGCGUGUGCACUAAACAUCGACCUAUAUUUAUCGUGACUGAAUACCUCAAGCACGGCUCUUUACUGAUGUACUUGCGGAAGCAUGAAACCACACUGACAGGAAAUUACGGCAUGCUUCUUGAUACAUGCAUACAGGUCUGCAAGGGUAUGUCCUAUCUAGAGCGCCACAAUUACAUCCAUCGUGACUUGGCCGCCAGGAAUUGUUUGGUGGGUGUAGAAAACGUGGUGAAAGUAGCCGAUUUCGGGCUAGCAAGGUACGUGCUUGAUGAUGAAUAUACGAGUAGUGGCGGAGCCAAGUUUCCCAUCAAAUGGGCCCCUCCGGAAGUGCUACACUACACGAGAUUCUCUUCUAAAUCAGAUGUCUGGGCCUAUGGUGUCUUGAUGUGGGAAGUUUUCACCUGUGGCAAAAUGCCCUACGGAAGGUUGAAAAACGCCGAAGUUGUGGAACGCGUUCAGCGUGGUAUUGUGCUAGAGAGACCACCGCGAUGUCCAGAAAAAAUAUAUGCGGUAAUGCAAAUGUGCUGGGCACACAACGCUGACGACCGUCCAUCCUUCCGAGGGCUAAAGGAAGAACUCAAGCUGCUAGAACUCGACUAACCUUCAACUUUAGAAUGGUGUCUGCUCAUUUCUUUAAAUAUGGUGAGGAAAUCAUGUCUUGUUUUUCUAAAAUGCUGUAUCUGUAUCCCUCGCUUGAUGGUGGAAUAAGUGCUCAGGAGUGUUUGACAUGAACCACAAAAUAUUUGUGGGACUCUAUUUCCACUUUUAUGUAUCUCAUAAUAGCGGAAAGAUUUUCUUAAAAAAAAGUGCAACAAUCAAAUGUAGAGAAAAUAACUGUGACGCGUUUUUAUUUGACUGAUGAAAUAUGUAUCCCUUCUUCAUUUUACACGAAUUCGUGUACAUGUUGUUUUAAAUGCGAUAAAUUCUUGCUUCCGCGUCCUUUUUUUAUGAAAUGGUGUGCGAUUUUUAUUGUAAUACACUACAAAUUGUACAAUGUU